Messenger RNA from Mesorhabditis spiculigera, 1149 nucleotides. NCBI's taxonomy places the organism in Eukaryota, Metazoa, Nematoda, Chromadorea, Rhabditida, Rhabditidae. The record is from the annotation of a GenBank genome assembly.
AUGGCCGAUAAUCAAACCUAUACACCGUUAUUGGCCGAUGUGCUCGACCAUCAUAAUUCGUCGAUGGACGGCGAGGGGAUGGAGCGGUCGUGGCUUCGUCUCGUCUACUAUUCGUAUAUGCCGUUUUGCGUGGUCGUCGGGUUGACGGGGAAUUGUAUGGUUUGGGUUCUUAUCAGAAGCAAUCGCAUUUUAUCAAAACUGCCAACAAACGUGUACCUACUCUGCCUCGCUGCAGUAUCAUCCGUUUUCCUGAUAUCUCUUUUUGUCUUCUGGCUUGAGGAGGUGGCGUACUACUAUUUCCAUGAAAUUGUGCGGACACCACUCUUUCCAAACACAAAACUCUCCUGCAAGCUGAUGACGUUUAUCGCUCAUUAUUGCGACUUUUCGUCAGUAUGGCUGAUCGUGUUGGUGGGAUUCGAACGGCUCGUGCUCCUCCACCGUCGGUGUCGCUCCUUAUCGAUUGAAAGGGCGCGUGGACAAAUUAUUGGGCUGCUGGUGGCCCUCUUCAUUUGCAACUCGUGGAUCCUUAUGAUAGCCGACGUAAAUCAAGAAAAGGAAUGUGAUAUCGAUUCUAGCUACGAAUAUAUCUAUGAUUUAAUGACUUAUAUUGAGACGGUAUUCUGCAUGGCACUCCCAUCAAUCAUCAUAAUUGUUUCGAACGUGCUGGUCGUCCUAAAGCUACGAUCGCAUCUAAAGCGGAUACCGUCCUCCCCAACGGUUUCUUUCCACACCGGUGAUGUCAUCUCGACGACAAGUGUUGUUCAAAAAUCCUACACCCGUUUGAGCACGAGAUUUUCCGUGGAAACCGAAAAGCCAAAGAAGAAGGAAAAAUCGCUAAGGUACACCGAUUUACAAUUGACGCGUUCAUUGCUCGUCGUCACAUGGGCAUUUAUCAUCCUAAACUUGCCAAACUAUGUCUACCGUAUUCUAACUACCCUGUGGCCACACGUUUUCGAAGGCGACGAAGGGGAACAAAUCCUUAAUUAUCUAAAACUAUGUGGUCACAUGUUCCUCUACACACAUCACGGCUUCUUGUUCUAUUUAUAUAUAUUUUAUUCUCCCCAGAUGAAGCGGCGCCUGAAGCCGACUGCUCUCAAGUUGCUUGAAUGCUACUGUUUGAAGCCGAUUUCUGAAUAUUCCGAGCAUACG